AUGUCUACAGCGCCACCAAAACCCUGGGAGAAUGGAAACGUCAACACAGAUAUCCAGCCGCAGCCGCAGCCACAGCCACAGGACUCAACACAGCCAGCUAUCCCUCCAAGACCAUCCAACCUCUCAAAUAUCAAUCCGAUGUAUGAUAACCCCUAUAAUCAAAUCCAGCAGCCAUUCACUGGCGGUGGUAUGAAUGGAGGUAUAGGCGCUGGCGUUGGCAGUGGAAUGUACGGCGACUCCUUCGGUGGAGGUUACGGCUCAUACGGCAAUAGGUUCGGUGGACCGUAUUCACGCUUCGGUAAUGGCAUGGCUGGUAUCGGUGGCUUCGGCGGCUAUAACUCUGGCUAUAACGCUGGCUUCGGCGGGCUUGGCUAUAGACCGAUGGCGUAUGGUGAGCCGAACAGCGUCGGACAGCGAAUGGAAUCGGGAACGCAAGCAACGUUUCAACUGCUUGAAAGCAUAGUUGGAACUUUCGGUGGAUUUGCUCAGAUGCUCGAAUCAACAUUUAUGGCAACACAUUCGUCAUUCUAUGCUAUGCUCGGAGUGGCAGAGCAAUUCGGGCAUUUAAAAGGAUACCUGGCACAAAUUCUAUCCGCUUUUAACGUUCUGCGAUGGAUAAAAUUGAUGAUCGCCAAAGCACGCGGAAGGAAAUUACCCGAAAGGGCAAGAGAUGUUCAGAACAAACCAAAGAAGAAACCAUUAGUAAUAUUUCUCCUCGCCGUGAUUGGUGUGCCAUAUAUUAUGGCAAAGCUUGUCAAGAUGGCAUCACAAUCUCAGAUUAAUCAGCACCUCUUAAUCGGCUCAAAUGGGGAGAGGAUCGAUCCGUCGAAUUUGACGUUUGUGCGUUGCAAGUAUGCAUACACACCACCAGAGGACAGGAAAGGCACAGAAAUUGAAAUCAAAGUGGGUGAUAUAGUUGCCGUCAUAAACAGAUCGGGAGAGUGGAUACAAGGCCGCACGCGAGAUGGAAGAUUCGGCUGGAUACCUAAUAACUUUGUAGACAGCAUUGAGAAAUGA
This is a messenger RNA of Wallemia ichthyophaga EXF-994, 1017 nucleotides long. Its product is annotated as Peroxisomal membrane protein PEX13. Gene Ontology annotation, molecular function: protein binding. Bases 1 to 1017 code for a protein of 338 amino acids. The record is from RefSeq and is a predicted model, not a curated record. Gene Ontology annotation, cellular component: peroxisome; peroxisomal membrane; peroxisomal importomer complex. The transcript has 4 exons. Lineage: Eukaryota; Fungi; Basidiomycota; Wallemiomycetes; Wallemiales; Wallemiaceae. Gene Ontology annotation, biological process: protein import into peroxisome matrix, docking.